UCCAGAGUCCAGAGGAAGAAGACGAGUCUGAAGCUCUGAACCGAACCAGCCUCCCUCUCGUUCAGAUGAGAUGCAUGCAUCGAUCUGCGAUCGCUCGCCCUCUCCGGUCAUGCAAUUCUGCCGAUAAAUACACGCGCGCGCAUGCGUUCCGUUGCAUCUCCGGCCACUGGCAAUGGCAUUCUCUUUCUGAUUCUCCUGUCACUGCUCUACCUAGGCUCAUCGUCUCGUUUCGUCUCCAGUGAUCUGCACAUCUCCACUUAUAACUGCUGAUCUCUCUGUCUGCGCUACAGGCCACAGAUGGAGAAGGCGACGAGGAGGAGGCGACGGCGGCACGUGCCGGCGUUCGGGGAGUGGAACAAGAACUACGGCGAUGAGCCGUGGCCGCAGGCCGGCGUCGGCGGCGUCGUCAUCGUGGCGGAGCCGGAGCCGGAGGCCUGCAGCGAGGCGUGGUUCAGCUACCCCGGCCGGCCGACGUCGCGCAAGACGGUGGCGCCACCACCACCACCACCACGGGUGAAGGCGAGGAGGCCGGGGAGAGAGAGGCCUCGCGACGACGGCGGGAAGGGGAGGCUGCAGGAGGAGGCGGCGCCGAGGUUGUCCGAUCACAGCUAUGGGUUGGCGAAGAAAGCGGCCGUGCGGGAGUCGACGAGGCGGCCUGCGGUCGACGCCGACCUGUACCGUGUGCCGCCGCCGCCGCCGGACGACGUCGCCUGCAAACGGCCAAGGAAGAGGGCCGUGAGAGGCCUGUGGAUGGGAUGCCUCGGCCUCGACUGCGUUGCAUGAAGGAAAUUAAUUUCUCUGUAUUUUUCUCUUUUUUUUUUGUUCACUUUGAGUCUAGGCACCAAAUCUCCUUGUUGUAAUUGUCGUGGUUAUCAUCUUGUAUGAGACUUAACUAUUUUCUUCUUGAUAC
Oryza brachyantha (malo sina) is the source of this 910-nucleotide messenger RNA. RefSeq lists its product as uncharacterized. Lineage: Eukaryota; Viridiplantae; Streptophyta; Magnoliopsida; Poales; Poaceae. The record is from RefSeq and is a predicted model, not a curated record. Bases 298 to 783 code for a protein of 161 amino acids. The transcript has 3 exons.